Caenorhabditis remanei is the source of this 795-nucleotide messenger RNA. RefSeq lists its product as uncharacterized. Bases 1 to 795 code for a protein of 264 amino acids. The transcript has 3 exons. The record is from RefSeq and is a predicted model, not a curated record. NCBI's taxonomy places the organism in Eukaryota, Metazoa, Nematoda, Chromadorea, Rhabditida, Rhabditidae.
AUGAAUGCGCUCAUCAAAUACGGUUCUGUUCAAGCUAAUCCUCUUUAUAAUUGCAGCUCACGCACACCCCCAGAGUGGACCACAAGAGAAGGUGUUCCUCGGCAUGUCUAUGGAGCCACAGAAGUAAUUUUCGGUAUAAUAUUCGAACUUGCAUAUAUUCCAAUGCUUGCUGUUAUGUUUGAAAAGGAGUACUUUAAGAUGUCGUGUUAUAAGAUUAUGAUUUUCUUAUCUUUGGUUGAUAUCAUUUCCAUAUUAGUUGGUGGGAUUAUAACCGGCUGGCUUGGCUAUCAGGGUGCAGUCUUCUGUACCUAUCCUGAACUCAUUUAUUAUUGUGGAAUGAUUGUUGAAAACUACAACGAAUCUGUUGAGUUGGCGGCUCUCCAAAACGGUGUUGAUAGCUUUCGAAGAGUCAACAGAAGUGGAGUGCAUGUUCUGAAAAAGGUAACAGUUAGGCUGAAAUUCGAGAUCAAAAAGGUUACCUCCAAAAUGAUUUUCUUCAACUCUGGAGUGUUACACAUCACAUCUUUGUCUCCUGCAGCAAUACCAAAGAAUUCUGGAGCAGUUGGUUUAUCUGGGAGAGAUCUCUUCUUUCUUCCUCCACAUCCACAUGGCGAUGGUGGUGGUGGAGCUCCGCACCCGCAUCCGCCUCCACCGCCCAUUCCGAAGAGUCCUGGACACGCAGCAGUGAUGGAGACAAGGGCGAGAAGAAUGAGAAGAGAAGAUUGCAUUGUUGAGAAUAUUUCAGAAGACGUUGUUCCGAUGCUUCAUUGGUCUCCAGCUGUUCCCCUUUUAUAG